UCUACAGGAUCUGGACGGAAGCGGUACUUAGCGAAAUUAUUUUCAAGGAUACGCGUAUGAAUCAACUUAUCGGUCUGUAUAAAGAGAAGACGGAUGGCAAGUGGAAGCAUCAGUCAAACACGAGACAUCAGCCAUGUUAGUGACGAUCUUGCCGUUUUUCUUGGCCGCGCAUAUCGCCGUCGAUGACCCCCGCCGGCAAUCGGAAUGGGCCAUGCACGGUGCCGAGUGCACUUACGACGUUCUCGUGAUGAUGUCCCUGGCGAACAUCGCCCAGGAGAACGAUAAUUUCUGCUCCACGAUCUCGUCCGAGCUCAAGUGCCGGCCCAAGGGAGACGACACCCUCAGCUGCCGCCUCCAGAACUCGCGGAUUCGCCACCCAGAAAGUGUGGCACUUUCGGACGAAGGCAGGUGCAUGAACGCGAUGGACUUCGUGCCGACGCGGACGAGAUUCGUGGGUGAGGAGCCCUUCGAGGUCCGCUUCAAUCCUAGGGGCAUCGAGAACCUGGUGGUGUACAGGACGAUUCCCAGAUGGCAACUGGACAUGAUCAAGGCCAUAGCCAGCCAGCUGAACAUCGGCUUCGACGCGUCGGAACGUCGUGACCGGUUCAACAUUAUGGAGAACUCGACAAUGGGCCAUUGCGAGGUCGACGUCAAGAUCACACAUGGUGAUGAUGAUGAUGAUGAUGAUGAUGAUGAUGAUGAUGAUCACCACGACACGGAGGAGCACGAUUCCAGCGAGGAGGAGCAGGGUGAGCGCUUCGAGAUCGAAUUCGCGUCGGCGAGAAACCCCACGCGAACCCUCGACAACAAGUUCCACGUGCAGAAGCAGCGGCAACCGAAGAAGUGCCCGCGAAAGACGAUCUACUUCUUCGGGAAUGAGGAGGACUACAGCCACGGAGAUAAGGAGCUUUACAUGGACAUGACCAAUUCAGUGAGUCACAUCACAGUCACGAAGAACAAAUUCGUGUCCUCCUCAAUAGAGGCGGGCGUAAUGAAGACAGGGAAUCAGUCGCGAGUGAUGCGACCUCAGCAAAUAAUCCGCCUGAAGCUAAAGCGAAUUGAUCUCGCGCGACACGCACUGCCGGAUAUCCAGAACCCAGCAUCGACGAGUCUGUUCGCAUUCUCGAACCUGAAAGCAAUCCCGGAGAACGCGUGAUCGAAACCCGACCGUGUUGCAUUUAAGAUAUUCAUGGAUUUCUGACUAAUGAGAUUUCGAUCGAUGAGCGUCGUUAACGCACUGGGAAAGGAAUGCUUGGAAAUUCGUUGGUGUAGGACAAAAAAUUGAUUUCACCGAGACAAUCUUUAUCUUGCAGAAGCAAACUUUAUAUCCCACAAAUGAGUUUCCAAGUAUCUUCUUCUUCGUAGUGCGAAUAAGUAGGUCGUUUUCUGAAACAAUCGCUGUUCAGUUAAGUAACUCUCCGUAGCCACGUGGAAAGUCCGUAUCAAGCUAAGUAUUGAAGAUCGAGGAUCGCAGAUUCAAGAUUAGAACUUGAUUGAUCGGCACGAAGUGACCCUAUGGAUCAACAUUGGUCGAACUGUAAUCUCUAAUUCACGAUCCUCAAUCCCCGACAUCUAGCCUGACAACGGUCUAAGUGGAGACACGUCGCGUGUCCCUCGCGUUUCACUGAAUGUACGUAAGCACAAGCAAAAUAGUAAUCUGUCGCUACGUGCUUACGACCUAUAAAUCGUUGGAUGUAGCUGCAAUAAAGGACCGCCUGAAAGAA
Odontomachus brunneus is the source of this 1724-nucleotide messenger RNA. RefSeq lists its product as uncharacterized. The record is from RefSeq and is a predicted model, not a curated record. The transcript has 3 exons. Gene Ontology annotation, biological process: lipid transport. Lineage: Eukaryota; Metazoa; Arthropoda; Insecta; Hymenoptera; Formicidae. The coding region runs from base 134 to 1156 and encodes 340 amino acids. Gene Ontology annotation, molecular function: lipid carrier activity.